Molecule: messenger RNA, 441 nt
Organism: Nematocida ausubeli
Lineage: Eukaryota; Fungi; Microsporidia
Exons: 1
Coding region: 1-441 (146 amino acids)
Biological process (GO): SCF-dependent proteasomal ubiquitin-dependent protein catabolic process
Cellular component (GO): cytoplasm; nucleus
Molecular function (GO): cullin family protein binding
Source: RefSeq, a predicted model, not a curated record
AUGAAAGUCAUCUCACAGGAAGGGACCACAUUUAUUCUCCCAAAGAAGCACUAUAAACAGAGCAGAUUAUUACUCGAUUUGGAAAAAGAAACAAAAAUACCCAAAGAGGGGAUAUCCUUAUUAGUAGACAAUUUGACUCUGAAAAAGGUAAUUGAGUUUAUGGAAGGACAUGAGAAUGAUUUGACUUUUAAUGAGGAAAUAUCUGAAGUAAUUCUAACAGAUUUUGAUGAGGAAUUUCUAAAUAUGGAAAUACCGUUACUUUUUAAAGUGACUGCUGCUGCAAAUUAUUUAAAUAUUCCGUUAUUAUUGGAAAUCUGUUGUAAAAAUAUUUCCAAGAAUUUGCAAAACAAAAAUUCAAAAGAAAUUGUAAAAUAUUUGAAAAUAACUGAAAAUAUGAAAAAUGAAGUGAAUGUAGAGAAAGAAUAUAAAUGGAUUGAAUAA